AUUUCAAAUGAGUUUAAGAUGUUUUGCUGUCAGCAGGUUUACAAAACAUUUAGUUCAAAACAACUCCUUCUCAACACAAAAUCCUAGGAUUGGAGUACGGAGUUUAGGCAGAUGUACAGCUUUAGCUUCCGACAAACAUCUUUUAGAAGAACAUUCACUCAAGGUUCCAUCCUUUGGAGGAGUACUAUGGGUAAACUCAGAGAUAGAUACAGUAGUCCGUCCAAUAAAUUCAAUGGAGGAUAUGCAGAUGGACAAAGCCCUAGUCAAAGUGUACGGAGUGAAGAAGGAGGACAAGGAGAACUUGACUUUUGAUGUGAGACAGGAGGGGCACAAGCUCAGCGUCAAGGGCUCAAUCGAAGAUCAGAAGAAGAGAAAAAAUCUUAAUUGUAUUGUAGAGGUUCCUUUGGUGCACAAUGUAAACGUGAUAACUUCUGGUGAUGCAAGAAUAGAUUGCAAAGACAUGGUUGAAUCUAAUUAUUGUCAUCUUACAUCAGACGCCGGGGAAAUAAAAGUCAGAAGAGUGAAGACUGCAAACUUAAUUUGUCAGAGCGAGAGUGGUGAUAUUGUGUGUAAAGGUGCAAUUCAAGGAAGUAUUAGUAUUGUAACAGGAGAUGGAAAUGUUGUAAAUGAUAAACGGUUUAUUGGACCAACCCUAGAUAUAUCAACGGACUCAGGAGAUAUCAGGGUUGCCAGCUCCUACUCAGACCAGAGCAAGUUUUCAACAAAUACUGGAAACCUGUUCCUCAGGAAUAUUCAUAAUGAGAGCUAUGUUGCUAUUUAUGAAAAGGGAAAUUUAACGAUGCUGGGAAUUGACGGAUCUACAAAUGUAUUCGUGAAGAAGGGAGAUAUUGAUGUUCAGGUGAGUAAGGUGACGCAUGAGUCUAGAAUCCAUGUUGAGAACGGAGAUAUUGUUCUCAAGAUAGCUGACAACUUUCCUCUUAAGGUGUGUGUCACCGCAGCUGAAAUCAUCCUCGAUACUAAGUUUAGGAAAUAUGGAGAAAUUUCAUCGAAGGAUGACGACUAUAAACACUAUUUUGGAACAAUUCAACCUGAGAAGUUCUCCCCAACUCUUCAAGUUAUUUCAGAACAAGGACAAGUUAUUGUAGAAUCUCAGGAUUGGGCAGCUAGCCUUGGCUUCAAACUCCCAGGGGGUAUACAGAUACCGCCUGAUCUUAAUAUCAAGCAAGCAUACUGAAAUCAACAAGAAAUCAACCAUGCAUACUGAAAUUAACAAAAUAUCUUGAUCAAUAUCAACCAAGCAAGAUGAAAUCAACUUCAUAAAUAUCAAGCAAGCAAGCUGAAAUCAACCAUAAACACCUGCAGAUAUCUAAAUCCAUCAAAAAAUCAGACGAAAUCAUAAAAUCGCCGUAAACCUCAAAACCAACUUCUUUCUCGAAAUCUUCAGCUCAUUUGGAAUUUUGAAUAAAAAUAUCACCAAUCACGUAAUUUCAUAAACUUUGGUUCUAAGUCUUCUCAAUUCAUUUUUGAAUAUUCUGUAUCCCACAUUGGGUCUAUUUCUAUAUUUUGAAAUAUUCUGAUCUGGUCAUCCGUCGGAAUCUCGAGAAGUCAGGACUUAUUAAUUUUUCAGUUAUUUUCUUGCCAAUUUAAUAUUUUUGUCGUAAUAUUGUAAAUACUAUUAUUAUUGUUAUGAUAUCUGCUAGUCUUAAUCGAUCUGAUUGGAUAUAGAAACCAAAUUUGCGAAAAUCUUGUUUGUAAAUUUAGA
This is a messenger RNA of Eurytemora carolleeae, 1723 nucleotides long. RefSeq lists its product as uncharacterized. Bases 8 to 1195 code for a protein of 395 amino acids. The record is from RefSeq and is a predicted model, not a curated record. Lineage: Eukaryota; Metazoa; Arthropoda; Copepoda; Calanoida; Temoridae. The transcript is spliced from 15 exons.